AACCCACAGUGCUAUCAGUGAAAGAUGUGAUGUUAUAAAGCUAUUUUACUUUGCUAAGGAGGGUUAAAUGUUGAAGAGAAAAAAUGUUAGACGCCAUCGCUUUAUUUCACAUCAAACCUGUUAUUUGCGUGGGCUGUAAAACGAAGAAGGAAGGAAGUGGAAGUUAAGCCUCUCGCUUCCCCUCGUCCUCUUUACCUCCCCUGGGCUAGCGUUAGCUAACUGCAUGCUAGCUCAGACCCAAGCACUGACCUUCCUGGUGAGUUGUUGAAUAGUCAGAGAAUGUGACACAAUUUUUAGACGUCUCGGUCUUAGCUGGCUACCUAAUUGUUCCAAAAAAAAUGUCAGUGUUUAGUGUUGCUGCUAAACGCACAUGUCUUGGCGUGUCACGGCCUGCAUUUAACCUGUUAACACACGAUAGACACUCAGUAACAAACGUGAAGAGCUUCUACAGGAGAGGAAACAGCUGUUUGCACAGUGUAGCGCGUCUGUUGAGCUCUCAACCACAUAACUCCAAGGUACCAGAGGCUGCAACAUGGGAACUAGUACCAGAAGACCAACUUCCCCCGCCUGCCCAUAUCUCUGCUGACCUGGUGGACAAACUGGAGCAACUGGCAUUAGUUGAUUUCCGCACCAAACAGGGACUGGCCUGUUUGGAGAAAGCUAUACGGUUUGCAGAUCAGCUUCAUGUUGUUGACACAUCAGGGGUUGAACCGAUGGACUCAGUUCUGGAGGGCAGGACGUUAAACCUGAGGGACGAUGUGGUAAUGGAAGGGGACUGUGCAGAAGAAUUGCUUCAACUUUCCAGAAACACAGUGGAAGAAUAUUUUGUGGCACCACCAGGGAAUAUUCCUUUACCAAAGAGGGAGGAGAGGGCCACCAUGCUCAAACACUCAGAGUUAUAAUAUUUAUGAAUUUAUUCCUCAUAUUUAUUCCCAAUGUUUAAAUUGAAAGAAGUUGAAAGUAAAAAGUGCUGGUCAUGCAUUUAGAUUUGUUAUAUUUCAGUUUCACUUGACAUCUGCUCUUUGAUAGUUACAUCUUGUUUUAGUUUCAGUGUAAUUUUAUCCAAAUUGUGAGUCACCACCAGGGUGUUGGCAACCUGUGUGAUCAGGACAUUAAGAGCAAUUGUUUAAAGUUGUGAUUUACAUUGUGAUCAUAAUGCAUUCUGUUUUCACUGUUUGUUUUUUUUACAAUAAAAAUAUAAAAAAAUAU
Molecule: messenger RNA, 1209 nt
Organism: Centropristis striata (black sea bass)
Lineage: Eukaryota; Metazoa; Chordata; Actinopteri; Perciformes; Serranidae
Gene: gatc
Product: glutamyl-tRNA amidotransferase subunit C
Exons: 5
Coding region: 339-902 (187 amino acids)
Biological process (GO): mitochondrial translation; glutaminyl-tRNAGln biosynthesis via transamidation; regulation of translational fidelity
Cellular component (GO): glutamyl-tRNA(Gln) amidotransferase complex; mitochondrion
Molecular function (GO): glutaminyl-tRNA synthase (glutamine-hydrolyzing) activity
Source: RefSeq, a predicted model, not a curated record